Molecule: messenger RNA, 1383 nt
Organism: Pelobates fuscus (common spadefoot toad)
Lineage: Eukaryota; Metazoa; Chordata; Amphibia; Anura; Pelobatidae
Gene: GTF2F2
Product: general transcription factor IIF subunit 2
Exons: 9
Coding region: 130-924 (264 amino acids)
Biological process (GO): transcription initiation at RNA polymerase II promoter; transcription by RNA polymerase II
Cellular component (GO): transcription factor TFIIF complex
Source: RefSeq, a predicted model, not a curated record
UUGCCGGAAGUAUGGCCCGUGUGGCGCUCCGUACUGCCCUGUGUAGUGUGUGCACCGGCUUCUAACAUCCGCUACUUGCUGUGUGCUGGGCUGUAGUAUUGGGAGCUUACCGAGAUACCGGAUAAAGCCAUGUCGACUGAGAAAGGGGACCUGGACCUGAGCGGGGCCAAACAAAACACCGGAAUGUGGCUGGUGAAGCUGCCAAAAUACUUGGCACAGCAGUGGGCAAAAGCUUCAGGACGUGGAGAAGUUGGAAAACUUAGAAUAGCUAAAAACCAAGGGAAGACAGAGGUAUCAUUUACUCUCAAUGAAGAACUUGCAAGCAUCCAGGAUAUAGGAGGCAAAGCUGCCUCGUCAUCCGUUACUGCGCCAAGGGAGCAUCCGUUUCAAUUACAGAGUGUGGGAGGUCAGACUCUCACAGUGUUUACUGAGAGCUUAUCAGGCCAGUCUGAUGAUAGAUCUGAAAGCAGGACUACUGAUAAACUCGCAAUAGAAGGGAUUGUAGUACAACGUGCUGAAUGCAGACCAGCUGUCAAUGAUCACUAUAUGCAGAUGAAGAGACGACAGAUAGAAGAAUCUUCAAAGCCAAAGAGACAAUCACAGCAAAUUGAAAAAGCUAUAACAACAAAUUACAAACCUGUAGCUAACCAUCAAUACAAUAUUGAAUACGAGAAAAAGAAGAAGGAUGAUGGAAAACGUGCUCGUGCAGAUAGGCAGCAGGUUUUGGAUAUGCUCUUUUCAGCAUUUGAAAAGCAUCAAUACUACAACAUUAAAGACCUUGUCGAUAUCACAAAGCAGCCUGUGACAUACCUGAAGGAUAUUCUGAGAGACAUUGGAACAUACAAUGUGAAAGGAACACACAAAAAUACAUGGGAGCUGAAACCAGAAUACAGACAUUACCAAGCAGAAGAUAAAAGUGAUUAGCGUUGGAUAACACCAAAAGGAAAAUAAGGAUGACUGGCCAUUAUUUGCAACUAACAUCAGCUUAUCAAACUCACCAUUUUACCUUCUAGACAACACAGAGGCCUCUGUGACAGUAAAAUGUUUUUGAAUAUAUUUAAAAAAAAAAAAGGUUCUUUGAUCCAGAUUGGCGUUUAAUACACAGUAUUUUGCAAAAAAUAAUAAUAUUUUUGAUACUUUAUAUCCAUUUUUGUUAAAAGCAGUUAACUUCAAGCCAAAAAAAAGCGAGGUUUGUUUUUGUCAUCCAAUUGCAAUUUGUGCAAUGUAAAAGCAGCAUGGAAGUGAUAAAGUGUCACUAACAGAAAGUGGGGCAAAUUCUCAAUACUGUGUAAACCAGUUGAUAUCAGCACUAUCAUUCUUUUAGUUCCCAUGGUGAUUGCCCCACAUUUAGGGAUAAUUGGCUGUUUUGUUGGUAAUGCAGAA